This is a messenger RNA of Mugil cephalus (flathead mullet), 1069 nucleotides long. RefSeq names its product bolA family member 1 (gene bola1). The record is from RefSeq and is a predicted model, not a curated record. Gene Ontology annotation, cellular component: mitochondrion. NCBI's taxonomy places the organism in Eukaryota, Metazoa, Chordata, Actinopteri, Mugiliformes, Mugilidae. Bases 259 to 711 code for a protein of 150 amino acids. The transcript has 2 exons.
UGGCCUCUUGAAGAUAACAGAAAUAAUACACAUUUAAGACGAUUAUUAUUAUUAUUAUUAUUAUCUAGUGCGUUUUACGUUAUUUUCCAGUUUAAUCUCUGACUUCUUAGUUUAGUCCGGUUGGUGGCGGUAAUGUACCUUUAAGAUAGAUUCCUACCGCCAAAAAAGAGAAGAAGAAGAAUUAAAAACACGAGAAGAAGAAGAGUAAGAGGAAGACUUGUUCAUUUGCAAGUCUGUGGUCUCCUGCCACAAACUCCGAUGCUUCCCAGCGUCCUCCGCUGUGCUCGACCCGUCUCCACCCCUCGUGCCUUAACCCGGCCUCUGGCCCACUUCAGACCCCACAUGGACCCGGACCCCAGCCGGCCCGUCGAGAGGACGAUCAGAACCAAGCUAACCGGCGCGCUGACGCCGGACCACUUGGAGGUCCACAACGAAAGCCACAUGCACGCCGUGCCUCCCGGCUCCGAGUCCCACUUCCGCGUCCUGGUGGUCAGCUCCCGGUUCGAGGGUCUGCCCCUGAUUCAGCGCCACCGCCUGGUCAAUGAGGCCCUGAAGGAGGAGCUGAGCGGCUGUGUUCAUGCGCUGGCCAUCCAGGCAAAGACUCCCGAGCAGUGGGGCAGUAACCCUGCGCUGGCUAAGAGUCCACCCUGCAUGGGCGGCUCGAGAGGAGAUCACACUGUGGAGGAGAAACUGAAGGCCGGACGAGAGUGAGGCUGAAAUGUGAAGAGUGCAGGUGAAUACUUUUAGGGGAAGAGUGUUUCCUCUUUGUUAACGCUCAGCAGGACGUUUGCAGGUCAUUUAGUUUAGAUUAUAUGAAUCAAUACAAAGAAGAAAUCCACUACUACAUAAGUUGUAGCUGAACAAAUGUGACCGAGACGACACAAUAGAAUUAUUAAGACUUAUUCUACUCAUAGCUCCCGGUCACAUAAGCUCUCAAAGUGAACAUCAGCUCUUACAGUGGGUCACACAUUAAAACUGCUUCUCUGUGGGCGACAAGAAGAAGAUUGAAAGUUUAAGUAUUUUUAUUUGACCAAGUAGAACUGUUAAAAUAAAGCACUUACACUGUGAA